UGGAAGCUGUGAUCGAUGUCCAAUGUAGAGAAAGUUGAUUUCGUAUUCGUAUCGAUAAAAAUGGUUACGAUGUUCGUCGUUUGCAUUUAAUACGUAAAAUUAAACGUAUAAUGAAUUAGUUUUAGAAUGAAAAAACAAUUAAUCGCGAAAUAUUACUUCAGAGUUUGUUUUUAGUGUGUGCUUCAACGUUACACGAUGGGACGAUCCGAGAAACCAGAAAAAAAACACGCCAAAACACCUAAGGAGAAACGAAGAAACAUGGAAAGAAGAAAAGAAAAGUCGAGAGAUGCUGCCCGGUGUAGACGUGGUAGAGAAACUGAGAUAUUCACCGAUUUGUCAUCGUUAUUGCCUAUUCCUGCUUCCAAAGUGGCACAUUUAGAUAAAGCAUCGGUCAUCAGAUUGGCUAUAUCACUUUUAAAGAUACGGGCUGUUGUCGAUUCGUUACCUACCAAAGAGGAAAAAGAAACCAAAAUCGAAGGAUGUAGCAUGGAUUCUUUGUUUGUGGAUUCGUUGGAAGGUUUCUUAUUAGUAACCACAGCAGAAGGCGAUAUCGUAUACAUAUCGGAAAGCGUUAAUCGUUAUUUGGGCCUGCAACAGGUCGAAGUUCUCGGACAAAGUAUAUACGAAUUGAGCCACCCUUGCGAUCAUGCCGAAAUAAAAGAAAUGUUAUCCACCAAAGACGUCAACGUCCAAAAAUCUUACUUCCUUCGAAUGAAGUGGAGUCCAAAAGGACGAUCGGUUAAUUGUAAUAAAGCGACUCAAUAUAAGGUCAUUCACUAUACCGGUCGUGUAAUGCCAACUAAACCACCUCAGGUCGAUCAAGACGCAAAUAAUAACGCUGCUACCUCAGAAGACGGCGACUCGAACUCGAUCGUGGCCAAUACUCCGGCUUACCAUUUCAUCGGUAUAGGCGAAGCGAUUUGGCACCCGGCUAAUAUCGAGAUACCUCUCGGAAUUAAUACUUUUCUGAGUAAGCACUCGCUGGACAUGAAGUACACGUACGCCGACGAAAGUAUUGAGGUAAAGAUUAUAUCGGCACUGGGUAAAUGUAGCAAAAAGACGGAUUUACGAGUGCGUUUAUCGGUGAACGCCUUUUAUAGCGUGCACUCUUUGGAUAUGAAGUUCGCAGAAGUCGAUAAUAGAAUUGUGGAAUUUUUCGGCUACAAUCCGGACGCGCUGAUUAAAAAAUCCAUCUACGAUUAUCAUCAUGCUCAAGAUACGGCGGUGAUAAAAAACUGCUUCAAAAACCUUUUUGAAAAAGGUCAGUCGCAGACGGAACGAUAUAGAUUUUUAGCCCUCGGUGGCGGUUAUAAGUGGGUCGUGACUCAAGUCACGUUAAUUUAUAGUAAUAAUCAAAAGCCAUUGAGCGUCGUUUGCGUCAACUUCAUCGUUAGCGAAAUCGAAAACAAAAACGAGAUAUAUUCGUUGUGUCAGUUAGACAACUCAUGCACUCCGCUCACGCCAGUCGAUUCGCCGCCUCGUAGCCUUACCGCCGCCACAGCCGCCGCCGACACAACAUCUACCUCUACCACUACAGCCGCAGCCUCAUCAUCUGCAGCCGCAGCCGCAGCCGAAACAUAUCUGUACGAAAAUUCGCCUCAACGUCUGAUCGAGAAAUUACGCAUCAAUCCGUCGCCGUCGCCAUCUCCUUACAGCAGCAGCAGCAACAACAAAAUCACGGUGAACGCCACCAAAAACCGAUAUUCUACCGUUGCCCCAGCCACCAAUACCCAACAACAACAACGUACCGCUGCUGCCAGUACCGGCGCUAUCAAAAACAAGAAACAAUCUUCCGGCUGCGUUGUUAAACAGCAGCAGCAACAACAACAACGUAAAGUCGAUGCCGAACCAUUGACCAGCAGCGUACCUUUGGGCAUCGAAGAACUGUUGCUGGCCAGUAGUAGCAGUAGCAGCGGAAGCAGCUGUAGCGAUUCCGAUACGUCAGCGUCGCCUCCGUGUGCAACUUUGGACGAAUACUGGUUGAUGAACGAAGAUCGUAGAAAGGAUUCGGUAUCGUUUUAUGGUCUUUCGUCGUCCGGCAGCAGCAUCAGCAGCGAGAACGACCAUUUGUCGUCGUCGCCUCCUUCGUCUUCUGAGGCCGAACAGUCGAUUAAAAUCGAAAAUAUUCAAUCUAAUGAGUCUUCUGCCGCCCCAUCAUCGCCGUCCGAUGAUAGCAGCGUCGUCGUCGUGAAGGUAUCCGAUAUACCCAAACCGGCAACCGUUAAUGUUUUUGUACCGUUUACCGAGGAAAUGAACAAAGGAUUUUUGGGAUUGGAUGAUACUGGACUUACGAUGCUCAAAGAAGAUCCAGAAGAUCUAACGCAUUUAGCGCCGACAGCCGGUGACGUUUGCGUGCCUUUAGACGAUAACCCCAUCGAUUACGUAUUGCCCGAUAUGCUGGACGAUAUUAUGUUCUCCGAUUGCCGCCUGUUGUCCAGCGAUACGGACAGAGAUCUGUCUUCGUCGUCGCCAAAUUCAUUCUUCAGCUAUACUAGAGAUGAUCUCGAACCGUCUUCAAGACCUUUAUCGCCUAUAUUAACCCCUCAAAACGAAGAUUGCAGUAUUCCGUCAUUUUGCAGCGACGAUUCUUCGUUACACGAUAACUCGGUUACUCAUUUUCUGGACUUUAGUCUAAUAAAUCCCACAGACGAUAUCGACGAUUUAUCGGGAAAAUCGCCUUAUAUACCAUUAUCACUGGAUCAAGAUCCGUUACUGCCAUUUGUCACGAACGAUUUUAUGUGGGGAUCGUCGUCGGGAGAAUCUUCCACGUGGUCUUCAGAGCCAAGUUCUCCAACAUCCAAUUGUUCAUUAUCUCCGCGCUUAGAUCACACGACCAGCAGUUUGGCGAAAUUAUUAAAGGCCAAGCCUAUAUGUAAUUACGACGGCGGAGGAGACAGAGACAACGAGCACCGUGGCAGCAACGGCAACGCUAACCACGCCAACGCCGCCGGUGGAGCAGCCACCAAACACGCCAAUAAUUUCGGCAACAACGUCAAUAGUCUGGCCGAUCGUAAUUACUCGAGUAUCGGUCAUUUCAAAACGGUCGCGUAUCAUCGUAAUGUAAACGUCAUUACCGAGAUGAAACGCAGGACGAAUAAUACCGCGAAAAAAGAUACGUGCAAUAAUCGUUCGACGGACGAUAAACGCGCCAAAAACGCCCAUAUCGCGGCGGGCAGCAAACGUACAGUGUCCGAGAACAGUUGGGGCCGAGGCGCCAACUCGUGCAAAAGAAGUAAGCAAACUUCUCGAACGAUAAUCGUGAACGGAGCAGCCGGAGGAGGCGGUGCUGGCAACGGCAACGCGAAUUCGAAUACGGCGGGCAACAGGAGGAUUCAGCAGGAAUCUGCGGCUAUGGCCGAGGCGGUGGCUAAACAGACGAAUAGCGUUCUGAUGAAUCUACUCGUGAGCGGAUGUGAUUUAAACGCCGGAUACGAUGAAGAUUUCAAAGAUACGAAUACGAGACGUAGCGUCGACGAUGGCGGCGGCGUCGUCCGAUAUUCCAAUCCGGCCCACCAGCAGCACCAGCACCAGCACCAGUCGAAUACAAACAGUAAUAAUUACCAAGCCAAAAACAACAUCGGCAAUGGCAACGGCUCACUCGACUCAAAAUGUUGGUCGCCGUUCAAGAAGAAAUCAGCCAACUUGUUCGACUCGGAGAGCAGUCAAAUACCGUCGCUAAUGGAUUUAACCGAGCAAGAUUACGCUGUGAAUGCGCCAUCAGCCGGAGAACUGCUGCAGGGAUGCGAUCUCCUCAAGGCGCUGGAAUGCACUUCCAUUAUUUGAUUUCGUCCGUCGUCACGUCGGAGUUUUUUGAACCAAUUUUAAAGCGUUGACGCUGUGUAUAUUAUUGAGAAACCUGUCUGUGAAUUUUGAACGAUAUCUGUGGCAUUGGCGCGCUUACACGUUCUCUCUUUAUUUUGCAUUUUUUUUUUUCAAAAAGAAACCCAGCAGAGGUACAUAUAAAAAAACCAACCAACAGUGUACUGAAAAGAAAAGGGCAGCGUUUUGUAGUUGAUAAAAGAUUUAAUAUUUUAUAUUGUAUUUUCUUUGAUUUUUAUAAUAUUCUUAAGACUCUAAUUAUUUUGUAACGUAAAGCUUUCUAUUCUAAAUAACUUUUUCUUUUCUUUUUUUUUCUUCUAAUUUUAAGAACAAUUUUUUUAAAACAUUCGUUAAUAAUAUUGUAUGUUUGUGUUAUUGUGAAAGGAGGGAAAAAAUUGUUGUAAGACCAUCAACAUCGUCAUCUUUAUUAUCGUUGAAACAUAUUCGUACACUUUUAGAAUCUCUGCGUUUCGUUUAUAUGAAUUCCCCUCCCCCUACCUUGAUUUCGUGUAUCCAGAGGUGCCAUUUUGUAAACCCCCCCUUUUCCCGUUACUAAUGAUUUUGUUAUCUAAAUGGAACGAUUGUGUUUCUUAUUUCAUGUUUUCUUGUUUUUUUUUUUUUUUUUGUCUUACCUUACCUUGUUUUCCGGACUGAAUAAUGUACUAUUUCAGUACAUCUUGACGGUUAUUAUUACAACUGGACGGUCGUCAUUAUUGCUAAGAUUGUCUCUGAAAUGUAUUUUACCAAUUAUUUUUACAUUCAAUUAUUCGUAUUUUGUUUUUAUUUGUGUGGAAAUUUUCAAUUAUAAUGAAUAUCGCAGA
Molecule: messenger RNA, 4640 nt
Organism: Planococcus citri (citrus mealybug)
Lineage: Eukaryota; Metazoa; Arthropoda; Insecta; Hemiptera; Pseudococcidae
Product: hypoxia-inducible factor 1-alpha-like
Exons: 15
Coding region: 196-3783 (1195 amino acids)
Biological process (GO): cellular response to hypoxia; regulation of transcription by RNA polymerase II
Cellular component (GO): cytoplasm; nucleus; transcription regulator complex
Molecular function (GO): protein dimerization activity; RNA polymerase II transcription regulatory region sequence-specific DNA binding; DNA-binding transcription factor activity, RNA polymerase II-specific
Source: RefSeq, a predicted model, not a curated record